UAGACACAAUCUUCGAUUAGAAUUCGAAAAGAUGGCAAGGAAGUUGGCAACUGAGUUUAGCAAGUUUAAUAACAUUUGUAAACAUUUGAAGCAGUUAUUCAAAGAAACGAAGCAGUCUCUCAGAGAAAUAGAGGACAGUGGCUAUUUCGAUAAUAGCCAAUUAUUCAAUGUUAAGAUUCCAAAUGUAGACGAAGAUUUUAUUCAGAACAUCAUCAACCAACCUCUAGGUAUCAUCAUCCUUGGACAAAACUGUUGGGCUAAAGCAAGUGUUGUGAAUGAACUGUUUGGACAGCCUCUUCUGCCAACAUUCUCACCAGGUCAUGAUAAUGAAGAUGAAUGUUAUAGCUGGAGGAUGGUAAGCAAUGUUUUGUGU
Molecule: messenger RNA, 373 nt
Organism: Limulus polyphemus (Atlantic horseshoe crab)
Lineage: Eukaryota; Metazoa; Arthropoda; Merostomata; Xiphosura; Limulidae
Product: dual serine/threonine and tyrosine protein kinase-like
Exons: 2
Source: RefSeq, a predicted model, not a curated record